GGGGCGUGUCUGUCACGUGACCGCACUGCCCUCAGGGUUAGGGUUGCCCUGACAGCGGAAUCGCCUUCGCGGGUUCGCUCGGGCAAGGUGGCGGCAGCGGGGUCGCGGGGGGCUCGUCGGACAUCUGUUGCCUCUUUCCCGGGAAAGGCGAGUGAGGCCUCGGCUCGGGACUCGCUUUGUCCCCGCCUGCCUCAUGGAGCGCUCCGGGGCCAUGACGGACAUGUACGACCAGGCGUUGCUGGGGGUCUUGCAGCAUGUGGGCAACGUCCAGGAGUUCCUGAACAUCCUCUUCGGCUUCCUCUACCGCAAGACUGACUUCUACCGGCUGUUGAUGCAGCCCUCGGACCGGCUGGGCUUCCCGCCCGGCGUGGCCAAGAGCAUGGCCGUUCGGGCAUUCAAAACAUUUGAACAUCUGGCCCGCCAAGAUGAUGAGAAAAGACAGCAAGAAAUUGAGGGGAAGUUGAAGAAAAGAGAGGCGGACAUGGUGGCUGCAGGAGAGAGAACAAAGGUGCCUCCUGCCAUUGAGGAGAUUGAAAUCACCUCGGCAGUGGAGCAGGACUCUGGAUUGGAAAGUGGAAAGACUGCAGUUGCAGAGGAGCCUGUGAAAGCAGAAGAAACCGUAGAAGCACAAGUUGCUGAUACAACAGCAGAACUGCCGGUAUCUGUUGCUACCCCUGUAGAAAGUGAACAAACAGAAUUCCCCAGGAAACAGGAACAAUUCCAGGCAAAUCCUGACAGUUAUAAUGGAGCUGUGCGAGAGAACUACACUUGGUCUCAGGACUAUAGCGACCUGGAAAUUAAAGUUCCAGUGCCCAAGCACAUUCUGAAAGGCAGACAGGUUUCAGUGGACAUCAACAGUAGUUCAAUCCAUGUGUCAGUGGUGGAGGGAAGCGGACACCGAGUGCUUGUGGAAGGUGCCCUUACCCACAAGAUCAACACAGAGAACUCUGUCUGGAGUUUAGAACCUGGGAAAUGUAUUCUAAAGGUCGUAAAAGGGGAUCAGAUGACCCAGGGACAUUGCAAUAGACAUAAAUGUGAGUCAGUUGCCAAGUAUCUGAAUAUAAAUCACCUGGUCAUGGGGAUCUUGCAACUGUGGAUAACUGAUCAUUACCAGGAGUUCAAUCCUGACCUGCUCAAGGGUGACUCAACCUUCCAUCCUUCUGAGAUUAACCUCAGCAAAGUAGGUGAAUACUGGUGGAGUGCCAUUUUGGAAGGCGAAGAGCAGAUCGACAUUGAUAAAAUCAAUAAGGAGCGUUCUAUGGCCACGGUGGACGAAGAAGAACAUGCAGUGCUGGACAGGCUAUCUUUUGAUUAUCAUCAGAAGCUUCAAGGCAAACCCCAGAGCCAUGAAAUGAAAGUCCACGAGAUGCUGAAGAAGGGCUGGGAUGCCGAAGGCUCUCCAUUCCGAGGGCAGAAGUUCGACCCUUCCAUGUUCAACAUCUCUCCGGGGAACAUGCAUUUUUGAUGGUACCAGCAAGUGAGGAGAAGGAGGAGGAGGAGAACAUCGUGGCCUUCAUCCUUGGCACGAACCCGAUGCUACUGCCAGACUCUUGCAUCUGGUGCUAGAAGGGUCUCUUGUUGUCCCUGCUUGUUCUUUGGGGCUUGUUUGUAAAAUGACAAGAUUGUUAAAAAAUGAUUGGCAUGUGUGGGCUUGCUUUUGGGGAGGGGGCAGAGAGGGAAUUGAAGCGGGAACGUGGGUGUAAGUCCUUCCCUCUAGCUCCAGGUUGGUGCUUUUGAUAUUUAUGUGGGGGAAGCCUAGCAAAAGCAGCAUUACGUACUGUGUCACCACGGCAACCAGCAGCUGCUGGUAGCAUUUCCUUGUCUCCUUAAUGGAUUCAUUUGUUGCUUGGGGUGGGGGGGCGGGGAAAAGAGGAGAGCUUGGUUGAAGGUAUUCCUCCUCCCCUUUUCAGAAAUAGAUGCAGCUGGGUGAAGUGGUGACAACUUCUUGCUGGCUUCCUUGAAACCGCCUCCUGUGUGUGUGUGUGUCUGCCUGUCUGCCCACUCUCCAGCUUUUAGGGAACCCAAACUCCUCAGUGUGCUGGGCAGUGACAACAGUCUGCAAUCAGUGUCAUUUGAGCAUGAUCUAAAUUGUGGGUUUGGUCCUUGAGACCCUAGGAGUGGGAGGGGAACAUUGGAGGAUCAGGCAAGUCUGUGGAAAGGAGCCAGUCCAGAAGGCAACACUUGCACCAGCGUUUCUAUGAUGGCCUAUGGAGCCUGGCCAACAAAUAACCAGUAUGAAAGAGGGGCACACUUACAGGUUCUUCAUGCUGUGGUUUUGCUUGUGUUUGUGAUUUACAGAUCACAGAACCCCAGAAAACUGCAGCUCUCUCCCUCUGUGUCUUUCUCUCCCCACCUCCCUCUCCGUCCCUCUCCCCUCUCCCAUCUCUCCAAAUGCUCUAGCCAGGAAGCUUUCUGAGCUCAUAGCCCCAUUGUCCUCAUUUCCCCACCUAUGAUUAUAUGAAGUGCAUAAUUGUAUUUUAUGCAUUUCUGGGAUUUUUAUCAACAGGAGAUGGGGGUAAUCAGGACCAUCUGGCAGAGGUUUUAAGAGCCUUUUUGUAUAGAGUGGUCCCAACAAAAUUAGCCUCUCUCCCCCCAGCUGCUAUUUGCCCCAGAAAGAAAACUGCUAUUAAGGCCAAUGGUAAUUUUCCUCCUAGGGCAGAGCAAUUUCCAUAUGUAUGUAUGCAUGCAUGUGGCCAUUGUGAUUAUCUUCUUUAUAACUCUUUUUUAAAAAAAAAUCAAGGAAAAGUCACACUCCAGUAGCUGGACAGGCUAGGGACCUUUUAACUAGUUCCACAUUUGUGCCAUUACAUAAUAACCGUCUACUGUGUACAUAAUAAGAAAUAGCUAUACACAAAAAUGGAAAUAUAGACAGUACAUUUCCAUUUGUCCCUUUAUAACAAAAGCCCCAACCCUGUCAAAAUAUUAAAAAUGCAUUUUAAGGGAGUUGGAUCUGUAAACGGGCUUCUCAGAAAGUAAAAUAGUUGUCUCUUCUAUCCUGAAGGAGAGGGGGUCCACAGAUAGAAUACAUACUGUUUGGGGGCUCAGUUUCCCUGGGUGAAUUAUAAUUCUGACAACAAAGUCCAUGUAACAACAGCAGAGUCUAAUUUCACAGAAGAUUUGUCCAUCCAGAAAGUGUUCCACCCUGUGACAGCUGGGCACAGAAUCGACAAAAAGAUUUGCUUUUUCAGAGGUGAUCUUUUAAUCUUCCAGCAAGCUGAAAGACAAUUGAAGAAAAAAUAGAAUGAUGAUGUCACCUAAGGAACCAGAAAGCAACAUAUAAUGUCAAAGAAUAUGGAUGUAGAGAAUGUGGGUUGAUUGGAAAUGUAUUGGUUGUUAUCUGUAUCAUUUUAGACUAUGACUGAGUGAAAUACUGAAACUGCACAAAACAUCCCAUUAAAAUAUAAGACUGGCUUAGAGACAAA
Messenger RNA from Ahaetulla prasina, 3422 nucleotides. It is a transcript of the gene NUDCD3, whose product is annotated as NudC domain containing 3. Bases 194 to 1465 code for a protein of 423 amino acids. NCBI's taxonomy places the organism in Eukaryota, Metazoa, Chordata, Lepidosauria, Squamata, Colubridae. The record is from RefSeq and is a predicted model, not a curated record. The transcript is spliced from 8 exons. Gene Ontology annotation, cellular component: cytoplasm. Gene Ontology annotation, biological process: protein folding.